AUGUCACAAUCAACAAACCUAUUUGGCACUCAAACUGCACGACAACCAUUCAUGUUCACUGCUAGUACACAAAACACACCACCUACAGGUUUAUUUCGCAAUCCACCAGUCUCAAAUACUCCUGUCAAUUUUACAUCUUCAUAUUUUAACGGUGCAUCUAAUUUUGGUAUGCAGCAAGCAGUACCAGCUACAAACUCAACAUUUCCCAUUGCUUCAAAAACAACUCAAUUAACGUUUAACUCUGGUCUGUUACCUACUCAAGCAACAUCCAUUAAUUCGAAUGCUUCUAUAUCAACAGCGCCAAACAUAUUUACAACUGCAACUUCUAUGAAGCCUAAUGCAUCAGACAGCUUAUUCAAUAAACCAUUAUCAGACACAACAGGAACAUCAAUGCCUUUCUUUGCAUUUAAUGCCAAUACAGUAUCAACGAAAAAUAAUUCUGCGCAACCAAAUUCAACAAAUACUGGUGUAUUUAGUAUUAAAAAAUCCGAAACACCAGUCCCAUUUAAAUUUGAACCUCAACCAACUCCAGGUACGGGCAUAUCUUUACAACCAGCAACAAAACCAUUACAUAGUAACACUGAGCAAACUACUGUAACAAAUUUCUUUGCUGCUCCAACUUCAAUAGCAGCAUCAAACGCGACAAAUAUGUUUAGCACUCCUACUACAGCAAUAACUACGUUCAACUUAAAUCCAUCAUUAGUGACUACUUCAGCUGGCACACAAGUACAGUCAGAUGUGAUAUCAAGUUCAUCAGCAACAAUAUCUCAAAUAACAAGACAAGAACAAACCACUGAGCGACCAAUGUCAAUGAUUCACCAGCAGUUUAUUGCUGUAUCACUUCUAGAUCCAUAUGCUAAUCGUGGAAGAAAAGAUUUUUCUAACAUGGAUUCAAUCCAAAAACAUGUAGAACCUGCUUUAGUUCCAAAGGUACCUACAACAACAACUAUUACGGCAACAGUACCAACACCCAUACCGCUUAUACUUCCUAUACAAACAAAUUCUCGAAAAGGAUCAUCAGCUCAUUCAUUAGUUGAUGUUAAUUUUAAAUUAAAACCUGUUACAUCAAUAUCAUCAUCAUCAUCAUUAACCCAAAAUGAUACUAUAAAGACAGUCACUCAACAAUCGAUUUUAUCAACCGAACCAUUGAAAAGUACGUUUACUGAUGAAGAAGAACUUGUUUUACUUGGUCGAACUAAAAUAUCGAAAUUACGCCUAGCCAAUGUUAUUAGUGCUUCAACGUAUCAAACUAAUUAUAUCCCUUCACUCUAUCCUGUAAGAUGUCUAGCUGAUCUUGAAAACUUCACCAAUAUAACGUCACCAUCAUCAAGAAUCAAGAAUCAACAAAUCUCACAUUCGCUCACUGAAAAUUAUGAUAUAUCACCUAAUCAACAGCAAACUGCAUCUAUUAUUUCCCAACGACCAUUAUCUCCAAUAACUUCAUGUAGAUCAAAUAAUGAUUUUCAAACUUAUCGUUUACCGAUUUUAACUCGUGAUAAUUAUUACAUGAAACCAACUAUAUCCGAGUUAAAAAUUUUAUUCCAUGAUAAAGGUGAAUGCAUCCUUUCACAGUUUACCGUUGGACAUGAAAAAUAUGGUUCAGUAACGUUUUACGGUCGAAUUGAUGUUGCAGGACUUAAUCUUGAUGAAAUAAUUCAAAUCAAUAGUCAUGAAGUCAUUGUUUAUUCAGAUGAUAACAAUAAACCAUCUGUUGGUGUAGAAUUAAAUCUUCCAGCUCGUAUAACAUUACUGAGUGUUUAUCCCAUUGAUCGUGGUACACGUGAAGAAAUCACUGAUAUUGCACGCCUAGAAGCAAUGAACUAUUCGGAUUAUUUACGUAAAAUCACAGAAAAAUUCGAUGGAGAAUUUCUUAAUUAUGGAAUAAACGAUGGAUCCUGGACAUUUAUGGUGAAACAUUUUACACGUUAUGGACUUGAUGAGCAUCAAAAUGACUUUCUUAUCAAUUCAAGAAUAAUAAAUUCGGAUGAAACGACUUCUUUGAUUAAUAGAUACAUGCACUUGAAUCAUCAAUCAGUAUUGACUUCAAAUUUUAUCGAAUAUGAUGGAACAAUUUAA
Molecule: messenger RNA, 2076 nt
Organism: Rotaria socialis
Lineage: Eukaryota; Metazoa; Rotifera; Eurotatoria; Philodinida; Philodinidae
Source: the annotation of a GenBank genome assembly